UGAUGCAGGAGCUCUUGAAUGUGGCAGAUGGCUCUCGUUCCUGAUACUUGAGGCACAUCUGAGGGUACGGCAUCUUCUUGGCCGUGCUAAUAUUGAAUGAACUCAUAAUGUUACUCCAAAGCGACAAAUUGCUUCGUUUCCAUAGCGACCAAGAAGCUGAGAAUUCGGAAAUGAAAGGAAAAAAUCACGCCUAACCUCUGUAUGAGGACUUACAGCUUUAGGAAAAUGGAGGUAGUCCGAAUGAAAAUCGCCCGUAUCCUGCCCCGAAUUCUCUUCGGGAACCCACCAUUCCUCUGAAACCCCGGACAACUUCCCCCCAAGAUGCGCUCAAAAUUUAAAUCUUCCAAAAAACCAUCCCAGCGGACGGUCCUCCCUCCGCCAGCGUUUUCCCCCUCCGACGGUUGAACCUCCUCGCGCGCCCCCAUGAACCAUGGACAAAAUUCUCAGUCUGGCCGAGAGCACCGCCGACCGUCUCCCACGACACGUGGAGCUGGUCCUGAGCAUUCUGCGGAAAAGCGUCGGGGACGACCCCAGGGUCCUCGUCGAGAAGUCUUUCAUCUUCCUCUGCGCGGUCAACUUCUUCGAGUGCGGGUUCGCGCUGGACGACGAUAUGACGGGUGCCCGGGCUCAUAACCUCGUGCCCCGGGCCCAUAACCUCGUGCCCACGUUCGACCUCCGCUCGGUCCACGCGUCUUGUGUCAAGGCGGCCGGCUCCUUGAAGUGCGAGGCUCCGGAUCUUCCGUUGACUCUGCGCGCCGCCGUCGACCGCGCCUUCCGCCUCGUCGUUGUCCCGGCGGCCGGUGCCUGCAUCCUCAACUUCCUCUUGUUGCCCACCCCGGAGGAGACUCGCCCGACCAUCAUCUUCUCCGUCGCCGUUCACCCUCUCGCUUUUUUGGCGCCCUCCUUCGACUGCCACGACCCUUGCUCCAGCUCUCGGCAACGACCGUCGAGAGAGAGUUUCCGGAACCUUCGGGAGCUGUCCCUCUGCAUCAAGGACAGCAUCGUCAACCCGGCGAUGAACAUAGCGCUUGCUGCGGAACCGGUGGUCAACACUCGAUCCAUCACUGGCCUGCCGUAUGAGGUUCUGCUGCACUUGGCUUCACUUUUGGACGUUUGCUCGAUCCUGAGGUUGACGAGCACUUGCAAGGAGCUGCUGGGUUUCGGGCGCGAUACAUUCCUGUGGAAGAUGCUCCUGCGAAGGGAUCUGGGGGUGGACAUGGACUGCAGCAUGGCCUACGAGGAUCUAGUUGAAGAGUACAAAAUGCGCACGCGGCCACCCAAGAUCACCUGCUGCUGCAGCUCGCCCUACUUCAGGAGCAUCGAGGACUUCCAACCUCGCAGGUACUUUACGAACCGGUCUAGCGACUCAGAGUCCUUCAAUUCCAUCGGCCCUUACGUCAUCGCUCUUCGCCAGGCUUCACCAAAUUUGAGCGUUUCCACCGAUUACUCCAACAUUAUGUCAAGACAGUAGCAUCAAAUAAAAUGAAAUAAUAAAUGAAAAAAAUUAAAUACGAUUAAAAACAAAAAAAAUU
Messenger RNA from Bemisia tabaci, 1532 nucleotides. RefSeq lists its product as uncharacterized. NCBI's taxonomy places the organism in Eukaryota, Metazoa, Arthropoda, Insecta, Hemiptera, Aleyrodidae. The record is from RefSeq and is a predicted model, not a curated record. Gene Ontology annotation, molecular function: protein kinase binding. Gene Ontology annotation, biological process: positive regulation of autophagy of mitochondrion.